Messenger RNA from Pocillopora verrucosa, 2436 nucleotides. RefSeq lists its product as uncharacterized. The record is from RefSeq and is a predicted model, not a curated record. NCBI's taxonomy places the organism in Eukaryota, Metazoa, Cnidaria, Anthozoa, Scleractinia, Pocilloporidae. Gene Ontology annotation, cellular component: extracellular matrix.
UUUUUACGGCAGUUAGUUAGUACAUUCGACUGACUCGCUAUUGAAUUUGAUUUUCACGGCCUGUAGAGACAGAGAAUCGACCGAAAAGAAGAUGAAAUCUAUUCUGUGUAUUGCGUUUGUCCUAUUAACCACCACAUUACUUGCAUUAUGGUAUUUGCCACCAACAACAGCUUUGCCUGUCAAAUGGCGUGACUAUUUCAGCCAUGAAAUAAGGGAUUACUGGGCACUUCCUCGUCGAGAGAAUGAACAUUUACGACAGGAGCCAGACCUCGUUGAGAAAUGUUGGAAAGGUAGCGGAAGUGACGUCAGUGAAGAAAGUGAAAAAUACAUUAGUUGGGGUGGUGAAAGAGAUGAUUCAGGCAGUGGCGCCGGAAGUUUAGAGGAGGAAAGUUCAGGUAGUGAUGGGGAAAGUAAAGGAAGUGGAGAGGGAGGCAGCGGAGAAAAUGGAGAGGAAGGAAGCAGUGGAGACAGUGGAAUGAAAGAAAUCAGUGGAGGUAGUGGAGAGGAAGGAAGCAGCGAAGAAAGUGAAAUAGAGGGAAGCAGCAGAGAAAGUGGAGAGGAAGGAGGCAGUGCAGAGAGCAGAAAAGAAGGAAGCAGUGGAGAAAGCGGAGAAGAAGGGAGCAGUGGAGAAAGUGGAAUGGAAGGAGGUAGUGAAGAAAGUGGAGAGGAAGUAGGCAGUGCAGAGAGCAGAAAAGAAGGAAGCAGUAGAGAAAGCGGAGAAGAAGGAAGCAGUGGAGAAAGUGGAGGAUUAGAAAGCAGUGGAGAAAGUGGAAAGGAAGGAGGUAGUGAAGAAAGUGGAGAGGAAGUAGGCAGUGCAGAGAGCAGAAAAGAAGGAAGUAGUGGAGAAAGCGGAGAAGAAGGAAGCAGUGGAGAAAGCGGAGAAGAAGGAAGCAGUGAAGAAAGUGGAGAAGAAGGAAGCAGUGGAGAAAGUGGAAUGGAAGGAGGUAGUGAAGAAAGUGGAGAGGACGGAAGCAGUGGAGAAAGUGGAAUGAAAGGAAGCAGCGAAGAGAGUGGAAUGGAAGAAAGCGGUGGAGAAAGUGGAGUAGAAGAAAGCAGCAGAGAAAGUAGAAAGAAUGGAAGCAGCGGAGAGAGUGGACUAGAAGGAAGCAGUGAAGAAAGCGGAGAGGAGGAAAGCAGAGGAGAAAGUGGAAUAGAGGGAAGCAGCGGAGAAAGUGGAAUGGAAGGAAGCAAUCGAAAAAAUAGAAUGGAUGGAAUCAGCGGAGAAAGUGGAAUGGAAGAAAGCAGCGGAGAAGGUGGAGAGGAAGGGAGUAGCCAAGAAUAUGGAAGCACAGACGAAAGUGGAGGCGAAGGAAGUGGCAAAGAGAAUGAAGAGGAGAGAAGCGGUGAAGAAAGUGGAGAUGAAGGAAGCGUCGUGGAGAGCGGGAAGGAGGGCAACAGUGGAGAAAGUGUAGAGGAGGGAGGCAAUGAAGAACACCAAGAGAAGGAAGGAAACGGGCAAAGGGAAAAGGAAGGGAGUGCUGAAGAAAAUGGAAACGAGGAAGGCGGCAUGGAGAGUAGCGAGAAAAGUGGUGAGGAGGAAGGCACUGGAAUGGAAAAUAUUAUCGCUGUUAACAAUGGCCGCGUUCUUUUGGCCGGUGGCAUUCCACGUAACCCUACCACCGAGCCCAUUUCACCGACACCUGAGACGACAGAUGCCGUUCAGGACCUUCUAGAGAUGGUCAAAGAGAUAGAGAAUGUAGCUGAGCUUCCAUGGCCUUAAUUGGGUUGGAGUGUCAGCGCUGAUUAUACGACUAGUUAUAAUUUUGUAUAGUUAAAUAUGAUUAGAGAUAAAACUAGAAACGAACAUAACUUCCAAUGCUUCACUUCUUCUGCGGGACAAAAAUCGCAGUGCUUCAGUGAGAUACAGGGUCGCUUCCAAUUUAGUUAGAAAAUUCGGUGACCAUUUUCUUUCAAGAGGAUCAGUAAAAACCUUUUUUUUUUCCUUACACAAAAGAACGGGACAACUAUGCUCCAUUUGUAUAACAGAAUUUUCUCCCAGCUAAAGAAAAAAAAACACACUUUGGUUGGAGAGGCAGUCGGCUCUAGUUCUAUUCGCUCAUUUUAGCCGAGAUUUCAUGCCUUUUUAGACUGCAAGCGAUGGAAAAAGGAAAUUACCUGCAAGGAGGUCUUCAAUUCUUGCCCGGCCUUGAGCAACUCGACCCGGCGAGUUCUGCCAGGGCUUAGCACUGAUUACUUCAGUGCCAAAACCCGGCAAACCCUCCCCCUCUGAAAUCUUCCCGCGGGCGGAGAAGCGAGCGUUCUGUAGUGUUCAUAAAGAAGAUCUGCUCGCAAGCUAAUGAAGUAUGAAAUAAUUGAAAUGUAUGCAAAGCUGUAAAAUCGAGUCAAGCACCAAUCAAGUCAGAGUUAGUUUAAUUGUAUUUAUAAACUCCUUAAGCUGGGUUCGUCAACUUACAAUAAGAAAAAAGCAUUGUAGAG